AUGACGGAGUCGCUCGAUGCUACGGCCUACACCGUGGGCUGGAUUGCAGCUCUUCCGCAUGAGCAGGCAGCGGCAAUUGCGGCGCUUGAAAAAGAGCAUAAGCGGCCAAAGAACUGGACGAAGCCGGACACAGACAAGAACACCUACUUCUGGGGAAGCAUUGGAUCGCACAAUAUCGUCAUCGCCUGCCUGCCAAAGGGCGUUUACGGUAACACCAGCGCCACCGUCGUCGGCACGUCAAUGCUUAGCAGCUUUUCACAUGUCCGCGUCGGCCUUUUGGUCGGCAUUGGUGCUGGUGUGCAAGAAACCGAGCCGGACAUUCAUCUCGGCGACGUAGUGAUCAGCAGCCCUGGGCCUAAAAGCCCUGGGGUUGUGCAGUACGACUAUGGCAAGGCAGAGGACGGCGGCAAUUUUGUACAGACCGGCGUUCUCAAUAAGCCCCCGAUGGCACUUCUCUCGGCCCUCUCCAGACUUGACUCAGACGCAUUUCUACAAAGAAACCGGACGGGAGCUUUCGUCGGUGAACUUUCUCGGAAGUUUCCCAAAUUCAAGUGCCCAGUCAUCCAGGAAAAGCGUAAUCAUGGGCCAUCGCUCUUUUUCGGCACCAUCGCGUCGGGGAACGAGGUCGUCAAAGACGCAGAGAGGAGGUCUGAGAUUGUCAAGCUGGCUGGCCCGAAGACCAUGUGUAUUGAGAUGGAGGCGGCGGGUCUGAUGGACAGUUUCCCCUGUCUGGUCAUCCGUGGCAUCUGCGAUUUUGCCGACUCCCACAAGAAUGACCAAUGGCAGAACUAUGCGGCGGCGGCGGCUGCUGCUGCUGCCAAAGACUUUCUGUUUGUUCUGGACCCACAGGAUGUGGAGGAUACAAAGAAGGCUGCUGAGGCUAUCAAAGGUAUGUCUGACUGGGAUACUGCUCUCAUGCCCAUUCUGUAG
This is a messenger RNA of Lasiodiplodia theobromae, 930 nucleotides long. RefSeq names its product Pfs domain protein. The coding region runs from base 1 to 930 and encodes 309 amino acids. The transcript has a single exon. The record is from RefSeq and is a predicted model, not a curated record. NCBI's taxonomy places the organism in Eukaryota, Fungi, Ascomycota, Dothideomycetes, Botryosphaeriales, Botryosphaeriaceae. Gene Ontology annotation, molecular function: catalytic activity. Gene Ontology annotation, biological process: nucleoside metabolic process.